AUGUCUCCUGUCGUCAAGCUACUCCUCUUUGCCGCACUCCUGCUCCAUAUCUCUACAACAGCGGACUGCCAGGGAUGCGAUCUGUCCAGCAUUCAGGUGCAGCAGACCAACACAGGAGAGAAGGCGGGCAACGACAAGGUGUUCGAGGUGGAGGUGAAGAACGUGUGUAGUUGCACUAUCUCCAGCGUGUUCCUGCGCUCCGUGGGCUUCUCCAGCUCCAUAGUAGUCGACCCCAAGCAGUUCCGGAGGGAGGGCACCGACUACGUCGUCAACGACGGCAAGGGCAUCCCCAGCUCGCAGUCCAUCAAGUUCCACUACGCCUGGGACAGAGCCUUCGCGAUGUCUCCUGCGAGCCUGAAAGUUAAUUGCUGA
This is a messenger RNA of Musa acuminata subsp. malaccensis (wild Malaysian banana), 372 nucleotides long. RefSeq lists its product as uncharacterized. NCBI's taxonomy places the organism in Eukaryota, Viridiplantae, Streptophyta, Magnoliopsida, Zingiberales, Musaceae. The record is from RefSeq and is a predicted model, not a curated record. Gene Ontology annotation, biological process: cell fate determination.